AUGAGCGCAUCCUUUCCCUGGGCACCCGAAACUGCCGGAAAAAGGCUUGAAACCGCACUUGAGCGUGCCGCCGGGGAUGAUGCGGCAAAAUCUGUUUUUCUGAAGCUUCUGCCGGACCGUGCAAGAAAGCAGGUCACCCAGGCAGGCAAAACGGAUCACCCGCUGGCAGGAGCGCUCAUCAGCGUGAAAGCGUUGUUCGAUGUUGAAAACGAAACGACGACGAGCGCGACCAGGGUUCUGGUUGAAGAUCCGCCGGCGACGUCGGACGCACCGGCCAUCGCGCGUCUGGCUGCCGCGGGGGGUAUCUUUGUCGGGCUCACCAACAUGUCCGAAUUCGCCUAUUCGGGCAUGGGGCUCAACCCGCACUACGGUACACCCCGGAAUCCGGCCUAUCCCGGCUGCGCCCCUGGAGGAUCGACAAGCGGCGGUGCCGUUUCCGUUGCCCUCGGCCUGUGCGACAUCGCGAUCGGCAGCGACACCGGCGGUUCGCUGCGGAUACCCGCGGCAUUUACGGGCAUUACGGGCUUCAAGCCAACGCAGGGUUCGGUGUCCAUGGAAGGCGGCAAACCGCUGUCCGACAGCCUCGACAGUUUCGGACCGAUGGCAAGAACCGUGGCAGAAUGCGAACUGGCAUGGCAGGUGAUGUCGGGGACACCCGCUUUGCCUGCUCCCACCGCACCUCGAAGACUUGUCGUCCCGCUCAAUUUCGGCCUAUCGGAAGCAGAUACAGAGGUGAUUACAGGCUUCAAUGCGGUUGUACGGAACCUUCGGAGCGCCGGGUUGGAGAUCGUGGAAAAGGAACUUGCCUCGAUUGCACAAUACGAAAGUGUUCCACCCUGGCAUAUGACAUCGGUGGAAUCGCGCGCGCAUUACGAACCCCACUUCCAGGCUUCACCUGAUCAGUUUGACCGCCGCGUUCAUGCCCGCAUGGCGCUCGCCGACAAGCUGUCUGCCAUUGAGUACCGCGGGACCUUGAAUCGGCGGGCCGAAUUCAUCGCUUCAUUCCGCAAAGAGCUUGGCAACGACAUGCUUCUCAUGCCGACAACGCCCAAGCUGCCUCCAAGGAUCGAGGAUCUCGAGGAUGAUGAGGAAUUCAAUCGCCUCAACCUUCUGGCACUUCGAAAUCCCUCGCUCGCCAAUGUCGCCGAUGCCUGUUCCAUUGCCCUGCCCUACCAGCACGACGGCAAGACCUUGAGUGCGAUGCUGGUCGCUGGCGGCGAGCGCGACGAAGACCUGCUGGCUUGCGCGAAGGCAGUCGAGGCAGUCCUGUAA
Effrenium voratum is the source of this 1272-nucleotide messenger RNA. The record is from the annotation of a GenBank genome assembly. Lineage: Eukaryota; Dinophyceae; Suessiales; Symbiodiniaceae.